Pseudogymnoascus verrucosus is the source of this 2307-nucleotide messenger RNA. RefSeq lists its product as uncharacterized. The record is from RefSeq and is a predicted model, not a curated record. The transcript is spliced from 2 exons. NCBI's taxonomy places the organism in Eukaryota, Fungi, Ascomycota, Leotiomycetes, Thelebolales, Thelebolaceae. Bases 1166 to 2296 code for a protein of 376 amino acids.
CAUAAUCACGUGGUUGUAAUUGCUGUCUCCACCCUUCCUUUCGGUCGCGUUCAGAAGUUGGAUAGACCAUGAAGGUGGCAUGAAAGCCGCUCUUCAAGAGGAAGGGAAUAAUGUUCCGCCAAGGAUGAAAAGCAGAGAUUUUCUGGUGGUGCCGAACCUGCGACAACCUUACGAGGCGCCAGGGGUCGCGGUUGCUUGGCCACACAAGAUGAGAGACAGUGCACGUCUCAUCGUCUCCUCAUCGACACCCCUCCAAACUCGAGAUGCUCGAGCUAUCGCCGGGUUUAAUUGAAUACGACGACAUAACGAUUACGGUACAAGUACAGUAUUCGAGAUGCUGAGAUGCACUCAUCACUCGGGCUCAGUUGGCUGGGUGGAGUAUUGUAGGUGUAUUUCUACGGUCACUCGCCGGCGGUGGCUGCUUGCCGAUACUGGUCAGUACGGGUUGUUCGGCCUUCGGUCCACGUCUGGUACGGCGCUUGGAAGCCCCUGAGGUCGAGGCCGUGGUCGAGGUCGAGCGCGGCGGCUUGGUACCGCCAUGCAACCCAUGGCAUGGGUCCGCAUCAGAGCUCACAGAGCCCUUGGAGGACAUGGAGCCUCCUGACAGCUCAACAAUGCAACUGCCAUACAACCAUCAUACUCCUACUAUACCUAUUUUGAUAAUCACAAACCUUCCACGCCCCUGCCAACCUCAGACCCUCGUCUCAGAAGCUUAAUCUUCCCCACAGCCUCGUAUCGCAGCUGUGGCUGCUCACGCCAUGUGAAGUCUCAUACCUGGCCGCGUUUUCACCUCCAACGCUUGGCUUUCUCUCCACCCUACCAUUGCAUGACUAUGAUCUCCCUCACCUUGCCCAAGGGCUCUUGCUCUUACGUUGCUAUCGUUGUCUAAACAUCUUCUUUCUUGUUUCUUCUUCUCGCCAUGUUUAAUUCUUUCCUGCUCGUCGGGCCUGGAAACUAAUCGUCUCUCGCUGGCACUGCGAACCCUUCUUUUCUGGGCUGGCCCAUUCAAUUCAUAUUUUUAAUACCUUUUUUUUUUCUGUUGCUCUGCUGGUACAGACAGAUUAUCUAUACAGUCAUUCCGGAAGACUUGCCGCGUUAUCAAGAGCCCACUCGUUGCCUUCAGAUCUCACGACCCUACUAGACAAGACGGCCACCGCAUCGAACCAUGAUGCUGCCACGCCUAAUCACCACGGCGGCGCUGGUCGCAGCCAGCGUCUCGGGCCUAUCGGCAUCAGACAUCCCCCAAAGCAUGACAGACGACAUCGCGUCUCGAAGCAAGACCGAGAACGUGGCAGACAUAGUCCUCGAAUACGUCAAGAACCUCGAUCUCCUCCCCAACAACACAAACAUUCUCUAUCGCCGCAGAUCCCCGCCCUCUCCUGCCGCCAACAACCCCGCGGCAGCAGUGGCAACAAUCAACCGCCGCGCCGACACACCCUCUGAUCUCCUCAAGAACUACAUCUCCAGCAUCGCCGACGACGGCCGCGACCUUCUCUACCGCCGCGCGGACACCCCUCCGGCCCCGCCAGCCAACUGGAACGCCUCCACAAUGGCCGCUUGCACUACUGCUCUCGUUAUGCUUAGGGGUCUUGCCAAUUCCCCCUCCGGCAUGGCAAUGUGCUACAAUCUUCCGUUCCUAGACAACUCCACCGGCGUCUUUGAAGCCGACCUACGCCUCUUCACUAUCGGCCCGGCAACUGGCGCUUUCGCCGGUGUUGCACCCGCCGAUGUCAGCAUCGACGUUCGCUUUGCAGGCGCGCAAGUUCAACCUGUGCCCGUUACCGACCUGGUAGCUAGGCCGCAAGUCGCAGCGCGCGGGUUGCCACUAUCGUGGCCGCCGUCGAAGAGGGGGUUAUUCGCGAAGCGCGCGGAUCAGGCACCGGUGAUGGCACAAAGCUUUGCGUUCGUUGGACAGAUAAACAAGGAGCUGCAGAACGCAAAUCUGAACUCGACCGCACUCCAGGCCAUCCUCAUCCCAGUCGUCACCCUAUCUGUCGCAAAGAACGCGGCGAACAGCUCCCUCUCCUCCCUCGAAGCGACCUUCGUCACUGGCCUCUUUAGCGAUCAACCCCACACCAUGGCUACGAUCUCGGCCGUUGGUGUUAUAGCCGAUGUCGCCUUUGUGCUUCCCGGCACCAAAAUUGCGAUCGUCCCCAUUGGAGGCAUCAUCACGGGCACGUGGGCUGUCCUGUUUAUUGGGGUUAUCGGGUGGGGAACCGUCGGUAGAAUGGGAUUCAGGGAGAAUUAUCGGAGAAGGUUGGCAAGGGCUGAUAGGGGCGGAGAGAAGACUAUUUGAGAGGUUGGCUG